GUCCUUUGAGAAAAUUGUGGGACUUUUCACUAAAUCAUACAAAAUUUACCUUUUUUCUCCUGGGAGCCAAAGAUAUUUUUAGAGAAGAAUUAAUCUUUCGUUUCUCCAGUCGAACAUUUUCUAGCAAUCAGAGCCAUGCAAAUUGAGCUCUCCACCUGCUUCUUUCUGUGCCUUUUGCCUUUCAGCUUUGGUGCCAUCAGAAGAUACUACCUGGGUGCGGUGGAACUGUCCUGGGACUAUAUGCAAAGUGAACUGCUCAGUGAGCUGCACGUGGACACAAGGUUUUCUCCUAGAGUGCCAAGAUCUUUUCCAUUCAACACUUCAGCCAUGUACAAAAAGACUGUGUUUGUAGAGUUCAUGGAUCAGCAUUUCAACAUUGCCAAGCCCAGGCCACCAUGGAUGGGUCUGCUGGGUCCUACCAUUCAGGCUGAGGUUUAUGACACGGUGGUCAUUACACUUAAGAAUAUGGCUUCUCAUCCUGUUAGUCUUCAUGCUAUCGGCGUAUCCUACUGGAAGUCUUCUGAAGGUGCUGAAUAUGAGGAUAAAACCAGCCAAAGGGAGAAGGAAGAUGAUAAAGUCAUUCCUGGUAAAAGUCAUACCUACGUCUGGCAGGUCCUGAAAGAAAAUGGUCCAACGGCCUCUGACCCACCAUGUCUCACCUACUCAUAUCUUUCUCAUGUGGACCUGGUGAAAGACGUGAACUCAGGCCUCAUUGGAGCCCUGCUGGUUUGUAGAGAAGGGAGUCUGACCAAAGAAAGGACACAGACCUUGCACGAAUUUGUACUACUUUUUGCUGUGUUUGAUGAAGGGAAAAGUUGGCACUCAGGAAAAAAUGAGUCCUUGACACAGGCAGUGGAUCCUGCAUCUGCAAUGCACACAAUCAAUGGCUAUAUAAACAGGUCUCUGCCAGGUCUGAUUGGAUGUCAUAAGAAAUCAGUCUAUUGGCAUGUGAUUGGGAUGGGCACCACCCCUGAAGUGCACUCAGUUUUCCUUGAAGGGCACACAUUUCUUGUGAGGAACCAUCGCCAGGCUUCUUUGGAGAUCUCACCAAUAACACUCCUUACUGCUCAGACACUCCUGAUGGACCUUGGCCAGUUUCUACUGUUUUGUCAUAUCUCUUCCCACCAACAUGAUGGUAUGGAAGCUUAUGUCACAGUAGAUAGCUGCCCAGAAGAACCCCGCAAAUGGAUGAAGAGUAAUGAAGAAGAAGAUUAUGAUUUUUAUGACUCUGACAUGGAUGUGGUCAGAUUUGAUGGUGACAGCGCUCCUCCCUUUAUCCAAAUCCGCUCAGUUGCGAAGAAGCAUCCUAAAACCUGGGUCCACUACAUUGCUGCUGAAGAGGACGACUGGGACUAUGCUCCCUCAGUCCUUACCUCCAAUGACAGAAGUUAUAAAAGUCUGUAUUUGAACAAUGGUCCUCAGCGGAUUGGUAGGAAGUACAAAAAAGUCCGAUUUAUAGCUUACACAGAUGAAACAUUUAAGACUCGUGAAGCUAUUCAGUAUGAAUCAGGAAUCCUGGGACCUUUACUUUAUGGAGAAGUUGGAGACACACUUUUGAUUAUAUUUAAGAAUAAAGCAAGCCGACCAUAUAACAUCUACCCUCAUGGAAUCACUGAUGUCAGUCCUUUGCACCCAGGGAGAUUUCCAAAAGGUGUGAAACAUUUGAAAGAUAUGCCCAUUCUGCCAGGAGAGAUAUUCAAAUAUAAAUGGACAGUGACUGUAGAAGAUGGGCCAACUAAAUCAGAUCCUCGGUGCCUGACCCGAUAUUACUCAAGCUUCGUUAAUCUAGAGAGAGAUCUAGCUUCAGGACUCAUUGGCCCUCUCCUCAUCUGCUACAAAGAAUCUGUAGAUCAAAGAGGAAACCAGAUGAUGUCAGACAAGAGAAAUGUCAUCCUGUUUUCUGUGUUUGAUGAGAAUCAAAGCUGGUACCUCACAGAGAAUAUUCAGCGCUUCCUCCCCAAUGCAGAUGGAGUGCAGCCCCAGGAUCCUGAGUUCCAAGUCUCCAACAUCAUGCACAGCAUCAAUGGCUAUGUUUUUGAUAGCUUGCAACUGUCGGUUUGUUUGCAUGAGGUGGCAUACUGGUAUAUUCUAAGUGUUGGAGCACAGACUGACUUCCUGUCCGUCUUUUUCUCUGGAUAUACCUUCAAACACAAAAUGGUCUAUGAAGACACACUUACCCUAUUCCCCUUCUCAGGAGAAACUGUCUUCAUGUCAAUGGAAAACCCAGGUCUGUGGGUUCUGGGGUGCCACAACUCAGACUUUCGGAACAGAGGCAUGACAGCCUUACUGAAGGUUUAUAGUUGUGACAGGAAUACUGGUGAUUAUUAUGAGGACACAUAUGAAGAUAUUCCAACCUUCUUGCUGAAUGAAAACAAUGUCAUUGAACCCAGAAGCUUCUCCCAGAAUUCAAGGCACCCUAGCACUAGGCAAAUGCAAUUCAAAGCCACCACAACUCCAGAAAAUGAUGUAGAGAAGACUGACCCUCAGUCUGGAGAGAGAAUGCAGCUGCUUAAAGAACAAAAUGUCUCCUCUAGUGAUUUGCUGGUGCUCUUGGGACAGAAUCCUACUCCACAUGGAUUAUCCUUAUCUGAUCUCCAAGAAGCCAGAAAUAAGGCUAAUGAUCAUUUACCUAGAGCAAUAGAAAGAAACAAGCGCCCGUCUGAAGUGGCACAUCUCACACCAGAGCUCCAUCACAGUGGGAAAAGAGUAUCUACGCCUGAGCCAGAGCUGCCGUUAAGAUUGAAUGAGAAUUUGGGGACAACUAUAACAACAGUAGAGUUGAAGAAACUUGAUUUUAAAAUUUCUAGUUCAUCGAACAACCUAAUGACUCCACCAACAAUUCCAUCAGACAAGUUGUCAGCAGGUACUGAAAAGACAGGUUCCUUAGGACCCCCAAAUAUGCCAGUUAAUUUUAGUAGUCAAUUAGGUGCCAAUGUAUUUGGCAAAAAUUCAUCUCACUUUAUUGGGUCUGGUGUACCUUUGGGCUUGAGUAAAGAAGAUAAUGAUUCCAAGUCAUUAGAAGCAGUUUUAACAAAUAGUCAAGAAAGUUCACUGGGAGAAAAUGUAUUAUCAGUGGAGAGUGAUAGGUUAUUUAAAGAGGAAAGAGUUCGUGGACCUGCUUCAUUGACCAAAGAUGAUGCUUUAUUUCAAGUUAAUAUCUCUUUAGUAAAGACAAACAAGGCACCAGUUAACUCAACAACUAAUACAAAGACUCACAUUGAUGACCCAGCAUUAUUAAUUGAUAAUAGUACAUCAGUCUUGCAAGAUAUUAUGUUAGAAAGUAAUACUGAGUUUCAAGAAGUAACUUCCUUAAUUCAUGAUGAAAUGUUUAUGGACAAAAAUACUACAGCUUUGGGACUAAAUCAUGUGUCAAAUAAAACUAAUUCGUCAAAAAAUAUGGAAAUGAUCCACCAAAACAAAGAAGGCUCUGUGCCACUAGAUGCAGAAUAUCCAGAUACAUCGUUCUUCAAGACUCUGUUCUUGCCAGAUUCAACAAAUUGGAUAAAAAGGACCCAUGGCAAGAACUCCUUAAGUUCUGGGCAAAGGCCCAAUCCAAAGCAAUUAACAUCUUCGGGAUCAGAAAAAUCUGUGAAAGAUCAGAAUUUCUUGUCAGAGAAGAAUAAGGUGGUAGUAGGAGAGGAUGAAUUUAGCAAGGGCACAGGUCUUAAAGCGAUGAUUUUUCCAAAUAGCAAGAACGUAUUUCUUACUAACUUGGCUAAUGUCCAAGAAAAUGAUACACAGAAUCAAGAAAAAAAGUCUCAGGAAGAGAUAGAAAGGAAAGAAAAAUUAAUCCAAGAGAAUGUAGUUUUGCCUCAGGUGUAUACAGUGACUGGAACUAAGAAUUUUCUGAAGAACCUUUUUUCACUAAGCACUAAGCAAAAUGUAGAAGGUUUAGAUGAGGAGACAUAUUCUCCAGUACUUCAAGACACCAGGUCAUUGAAUGGCUCAGCAAAAAGAGCAGGGAUUCACAUGGCCCAUUUCUCAAAAAGAAGGGAGGAAGCAAACUUGGAAGACUUGGGAAAUCAAACAAAGAAAACGCUAGAUAAAUAUCCAAGCACCACAAAGAUGUCUCCUAUUCCAAGUCAGCAGAAGGCUAUACCUCAACGUGAUAAGCGGGAUUUGAAACAAUUCAGACUCCCACUGGAAGAAAUAAAGCUUGAAAGGGGGGUAACUUUGAAUGACACCUCAACUCAGUGGUCCAAAAACAUGAAAUAUUUGACCCAGGGCACCGUCACACAGAUAGAGUACAACAGGAAGGAGAAAAGGGCCAUUAUUCAGUCAUUCUUAUCAGGUUGUUCUAUGAGGAGUCAUGACAUUCAAACAAAUGGCUCUGCAUUACCCAUUGCACAGGUAUCAGUAUUCCCAUCAAUCAGACCUACAGAUGUGACCAAGAUUCCAUCCCAAGACAACUCUUCUCAUCCUCCAGCAUCCGCCUGUAGUUAUAGCUUUGUGGAAAGGAGUUCUGGGGUCCAAGAAAGCAGUCAUUUCUUACAAGGAGCCAAGAGAAAUAACCUUUCUUUAGCCUUCCUAACCUUGGAAGUAAUUGGAGGUCAAAGAAAUAUCAGCGCCCUAGGGAAACGGGCCACAAACUUACUCAUGUACAAGAAACUUGAGAACACUGUUCUCUUGAAACCAGGAUUGCCUGAAGCAUCUGGCAAAGUUGUUCAUCAGGAAGACUUUUUCCAUACAAAAACUAGCAAUGGUUCUCCUGCCCACCUGGAUCUCAGGGAAGAGAUAUUCCUUCAGAAAACACAGGGACUUGUUAAACUGAAUAAAGUAAAUAGACCUGGAAAAGUGCCCUUUCUGAAAUGGGCAACAGAAAGCUCUGAAAAUACUCCCCCCAAGCUGCUGGGUCCCCUUGCUUGGGAUAACCAAUAUGCUACCCUGAUACCAAGAGAAGAGAAAUCCCUAGAGAAGUCACAAAAACACAGAGCUUUUAAGACAAAAGACAUCAUUUUGCCCCUGGACCCUUGUGAAAACAAUCAUUCAAUAGCAGCAAUAAAUGAAGUACAAGAUAAGACCCAAAGAGAAGCCACCUGGGUAAAGCAAGGAGGGACUGGAAGGUUGUGGUCUCAAAAUCCAACAGUCUUGAAACGCCAUCAAAGGGAAAUAACCCUUACUACUUUUCAGCCAGAGGAAGACAAAAUUGACUAUGAUGAUACUUUCUCACUUGAUACGAAGAGAGAAGAUUUUGACAUUUAUGAUGAGGGUGAAAAUCAGGACCCCCGCAGCUUUCAAAAGAGAACGCGACACUAUUUUAUUGCUGCAGUGGAGCGGCUCUGGGAUUAUGGGAUGAAUAGAUCCCCCCAUGCACUAAGAAACAGAGCUGAGAAUGGAGGUGUCCCUCAGUUCAAAAAGGUGGUAUUUGAGGAAUAUGCUGAUGGCUCCUUUACUCAGCCCUUAUACCGCGGAGAACUAAAUGAACAUUUGGGACUCUUGGGACCAUAUAUAAGAGCAGAAGUCGAAGACAACAUCAUGGUAACAUUUAAAAACCAGGCAUCUCGUCCCUACUCCUUCUAUUCUAGCCUUAUUUCUUAUGAGGAAGAUCAGAGGCAAGGAGCAGAACCUAGAAAAAAGUUUGUCGAGCCUAAUGAAACCAAAACUUACUUCUGGAAAGUGCAGCAUCAUAUGGCACCAACUACAGAUGAGUUUGACUGCAAAGCCUGGGCGUAUUUUUCUGAUGUUGAUCUGGAAAAAGAUGUGCACUCAGGCUUGAUUGGACCCCUUCUGAUCUGCCGCACAAACACUCUGAGCGCUGCCCAUGGGAGACAAGUGACAGUGCAGGAAUUUGCUCUGUUUUUCACUAUUUUUGAUGAGACCAAGAGCUGGUACUUCACUGAAAACAUGGAAAGGAACUGCAGGGCUCCCUGCAACAUCCAGAUGGAGGACCCCACUUUUAGAGAAAAGUAUCGCUUCCAUGCAAUCAAUGGCUAUGUGAUGGAUACACUACCUGGUUUAGCAAUGGCUCAGGAUCAAAAGAUCCGAUGGUAUCUGCUCAGCAUGGGCAGCAAUGAAAAUAUCCAUUCUAUUCAUUUCAGUGGACAUGUGUUCACUGUACGGAAAAAGGAGGAGUAUAAAAUGGCAGUCUACAACCUCUACCCGGGUGUUUUUGAGACAGUGGAAAUGCUACCAUCCAAAGUUGGAAUUUGGCGGAUAGAAUGUCUUAUUGGCGAGCACCUGCAAGCUGGGAUGAGCACGCUCUUCCUGGUGUACAACAGGAAAUGUCAGACUCCACUGGGAAUGGCUUCUGGACGCAUUAGAGAUUUUCAGAUUACAGCUUCAGGACAAUAUGGACAGUGGGCCCCAAAGCUGGCCAGACUUCAUUAUUCUGGAUCAAUCAAUGCCUGGAGCACCAAGGACCCCUUUUCCUGGAUCAAGGUGGAUCUGUUGACACCAAUGAUUAUUCACAGCAUCAUGACCCAGGGCGCCCGUCAGAAGUUUUCCAGCCUCUACAUCUCUCAAUUUAUCAUCAUGUAUAGCCUUGAUGGAAAGCAGUGGCGGAGUUACCGAGGGAAUUCCACUGGGACCUUAAUGGUCUUCUUUGGCAAUGUGGAUUCAUCUGGGAUAAAACACAAUGUUUUUAACCCUCCAAUUAUUGCUCGGUAUGUCCGCUUGCACCCAACGCAUUACAGCAUCCGCAGCACUCUUCGCAUGGAGUUGAUGGGCUGUGAUUUAAACAGUUGCAACAUGGCACUGGGAAUGGAGAGUAAAGCAAUAUCAGAUGCACAGAUUACUGCCUCAUCCCACUUAAGCAAUAUGUUUGCCACCUGGUCUCCUUCACAAGCCCGACUUCACCUCCAAGGGAGGACUAAUGCCUGGAGACCCCGGGCAAAUAAUCAAAAAGAGUGGCUGCAAGUGGACUUCCGGAAGACAAUGAGAGUCACAGGAAUAACCACCCAGGGGGUGAAAUCUCUGCUCACCAGCAUGUACGUGAAGGAGUUCCUCAUAUCCAGUAGUCAAGAUGGCCAUAACUGGACUCUGUUUCUUCAGAAUGGCAAAGUGAAGAUUUUUCAGGGAAAUCAAGACUCCUUCACACCCGUGGUGAACGCUCUAGACCCCCCGCUGUUUACCCGCUUCCUUCGAAUUCACCCGCAGAGCUGGGCGCACCACAUCGCCCUGAGGCUGGAGCUUCUGGGCUGCGAGGCGCAGCAGCAGUACUGAGGCCCGGUCCUUCCUUCCUGGCCCCGGGCCCUUUCCUGAUUCGGGUCCAGCAUCCCUCUGAGCCCGCCCUCCGGGUCACUUCCUGCCCCACGCUGCCCACGGUGCCAUCGUUUUUCUAUAUAUUUCAAUUCCUCAGUCCCGGCAGAU
Lagenorhynchus albirostris (white-beaked dolphin) is the source of this 7308-nucleotide messenger RNA. It is a transcript of the gene F8, whose product is annotated as coagulation factor VIII. Lineage: Eukaryota; Metazoa; Chordata; Mammalia; Artiodactyla; Delphinidae. Gene Ontology annotation, molecular function: oxidoreductase activity; copper ion binding. Bases 136 to 7161 code for a protein of 2341 amino acids. The record is from RefSeq and is a predicted model, not a curated record. The transcript has 26 exons.